CGUGCGCCUGCGCCUUGGCAGGCUCUGCGCAGGCGUAUUUCCAACGCCUGGGAGGAGAGGGCGGGGUGUCGUUCCCUUUAGCUGAUGCAAGAGCCUAGUGCGGUGGUAGGAGCAGUGUCGGUAGGAGCAGUGCAGCCCGCGGGGCCUGGGGCUGACCCGUCCGACUUCCCGUCCGUGCCGAGCCCACUCGAGCCGCAGCCAUGUCCGGGGACGAGAUGAUUUUUGAUCCUACUAUGAGCAAGAAGAAAAAGAAGAAGAAGAAGCCUUUUAUGUUAGAUGAGGAAGGGGAUGCCCAGACAGAAGAAACCCAGUCCUCAGAAACAAAAGAAGUAGAACCAGAGCCAACUGAGGAUAAAGAUGUAGAAGCCGAUGAAGAGGACAGUAGGAAAAAGGAUGCUUCUGAUGAUUUAGAUGACUUGAACUUCUUUAAUCAGAAGAAAAAGAAGAAAAAAACAAAAAAGAUAUUUGAUAUUGAUGAAGCUGAAGAAGGUGUAAAGGAUCUUAAGAUUGAAAGUGAUAUUCAAGAACCAGCUGAACCAGAGGAUGACCUUGACAUUAUGCUUGGCAAUAAAAAGAAGAAAAAGAAGAAUGUUAAGUUCCCAGAUGAGGAUGAAAUAUUAGAGAAAGAUGAAGCUUUAGAAGAUGAAGACAGCAAAAAAGAUGAUGGUAUCUCAUUCAGUAACCAGACAGGUCCUGCUUGGGCGGGCUCAGAAAGAGACUACACAUAUGAGGAGCUACUGAAUAGAGUAUUCAACAUUAUGAGGGAAAAGAAUCCAGAUAUGGUUGCUGGAGAGAAAAGGAAAUUUGUCAUGAAACCUCCACAGGUCGUCCGAGUAGGAACAAAGAAAACUUCUUUUGUCAACUUUACAGAUAUCUGUAAACUAUUACAUCGUCAGCCCAAACAUCUCCUUGCAUUUUUAUUGGCUGAAUUGGGUACAAGUGGUUCUAUAGAUGGUAAUAAUCAACUUGUAAUCAAAGGAAGAUUCCAACAGAAACAGAUAGAAAAUGUUUUGAGAAGAUAUAUCAAGGAAUACGUUACCUGUCACACGUGCCGAUCACCGGACACAAUCCUGCAAAAGGACACCCGACUCUAUUUCUUACAGUGCGAAACUUGUCAUUCUCGAUGCUCUGUUGCCAGCAUCAAAACCGGCUUCCAGGCUGUCACAGGCAAGCGAGCACAGCUCCGUGCCAAAGCUAACUAAUUGGCUGGCCACCACUGAUUUUGCAAAGUGUGUUGUGGAGAUUUGGCUGGACAGGUUUACCAUCAGAGUGGACCUACCACUGUAUUAAAAAACAAGAUAGAAAAGCUUGCCAGGUUCUUUGGCGUGUGGCUGGUUGGUCUGAAAUCCUUGCAAGAUGCCAAUGCUCAAGCUGUUGACAUACUCAUUGCCUACUUUAACAACUGUCAGAAAAAUGUGAUGGGGUAAGGCGGUGCUUUUUUAAAAUCGUUCAUAGACUUAUGUAAAAUGCAAGAUAAAUUAAAGUUAUUAUAACAGUGA
Molecule: messenger RNA, 1499 nt
Organism: Neomonachus schauinslandi (Hawaiian monk seal)
Lineage: Eukaryota; Metazoa; Chordata; Mammalia; Carnivora; Phocidae
Gene: EIF2S2
Product: eukaryotic translation initiation factor 2 subunit beta
Exons: 9
Coding region: 201-1202 (333 amino acids)
Biological process (GO): formation of cytoplasmic translation initiation complex; formation of translation preinitiation complex; translational initiation
Cellular component (GO): eukaryotic translation initiation factor 2 complex
Molecular function (GO): translation initiation factor binding; translation initiation factor activity; mRNA binding
Source: RefSeq, a predicted model, not a curated record